AUCGCACGUAGCCAUAGCUGUAGGAAGCCAUUCAUGCACGCAUGUGCACGCAUGCUAUCAGUGAACUUAGUUGUCCUCUCUAAAAGUGUGGAGGCUGUAUCAGGAUAUUACAUGUUGUUCGCGAAGUCGCGAUACUGAGCGUGUGUUAUUCAGUGAUCAGUUCAUAUUACGAAGAUAUUUUCCGUACCUAAGAUCCGAUCUGGUUCACCGAUAGUACCUGACUUCAGCAAGGCACCCGAUGUUGCGGUGAGGCUAAAUUUUCAAAGUUCAAGAAAUCGGCCGAAUUUUGUCAGCCAUUGUUGUGAUUGAGGUGAAAACUUGAUACACGUAAAGACAUCAUACCAGUACUAAAUUGUUGUCGAGUUCGUGCGCAUGCGCACUUUACAUUACGCAAAGAAAUGUUGUUAUUUGAAAUGAAAAAAUGAAACACUCUUCGGCGAAUCGUUGCGGCAUGAUGUACCCUGUGUUGUACUCACUGGUAAGCAAAAAUUUUACCUCGCGAAGGUAAAAGGAUAUUGCGUGCUUAUCGAAGAAAGAAAUUAAUGUCAGAAGCAAUCGAGGAUCGAGCACUAAGGUUAUACUCAACAGCUGAUAGGAUGAAGAAUGCCAGGGCCAAAGAGACAGAAGAGCAGGCCGCUCUUAGAAGGAUGCAAGAAGCACAGAGAAUGGCCAGGCACCGUGCGAAGAAGAAGAGAUGUCUUGACGAAAACUUAGCCAGAGAAAUAUCGAAAAUUGCAGAGCUUUCAAAAAUCCCAGACGCAGCGACCAUUGCUCAGAUGUCAGAGAUGAAUAUGAAUAAAAUUUCGGCAGAGUUGAAGCAGAUGAUGGAAAGGGGUAAAGUGCCGGAGCAUAUAGUUCAAAUGGCUCAGCUUGCUGAAUUUAGCAAAAUGACAGAAUUACAUAAGAUCUCAGCCGACAUGGGAAAGCGGUACGAGAUGGAGAAGAUGGCAGAGUACGCCAAGACAGCGGAAUACAUGAAAAUGCAGGAAAUAGCUAAAAUGAGCGAAAUGGUGAAGCUGUCAGAGAUGGCAAAGUAUAACGAUAUGUCGAAAAUGAAUGAGAUUGCUAAGAUGAAUGAAUUGAUGAAAAUAUCUCAGAUGGCUAAAAUCAACGAGGUUCAACGGAUGAAUGAGAUAGCAAAGCUGAACGAAAUGGUCAAAAUGACUGAGAUGGCGAAGUACAACAAUGACAUCGCCAAACUAACAGAAAUAGCUCAGAUUAAUGAAGUUGCCAAGGAAAUUGCCAAAAUGAAUGAGAAGACAAAAAUGAAUGAGAUGAUGAAGUUAGCUAAUGUUCAGAACGACAUUACAAAAAUGCCCGAGUACUCUAAAAUGGCAGAAAUGGCCAAGCUCACUGAACUUGCCAAGCUCAACGAAAUAACAAUUACAAAAUUGAAUGACCCUAUUCCACCUAAGAUCCACGAUAUUCCUCGUAUUCCGGAGCCUGUAAUUAAUGUACCUAACCCACGCAACCUGCAGAGUGUUCAAACUGUUCAAACCGCUCAAGCCAGCCCUUCGAGCACUAUAAACUUUCCGUCGGUGCCUGGGCAAGGGAAGUAUGCCCAGCUCUUGGUGAUAAUAGAAGAACUUGGACGAGACAUCCGCCUCUCGUAUGCUGGGAGCCGCAGUGCCGCAGAACGGCUUAAAAUGGGUAUUCAACAUGCACGGAUUCUUGUUCGUGAAUGCCUCCUUGAAACUGAGCACAAUGCUAGACAAUGAUAAAUUAAAAUUCAUAACCGAUACCCGGUUCGUAUUACUGUGCGAUACCCGUGCUGUAAUGCUUACAACAAAUCAAUUAAAAUUCAAUUUUACAUUCUUUACUGUUUAGGUAAAUAUUAUUUUUAUCAGGGCCACAGGGGCGUUCCUUAAUCCAGUUGAGUUGGCUUAUCUAAAUCUGCUACACUUGUGUUUGAUUUUAAUUCUGUGGGAACGUACCUUUAUGUGAGCUAUGGAACCAAUUGUAUACAAUUUCACAUCUACCCUUAAAAUUUUCAUUUAUUAUUCAGGGUGCCUUAGAAUUGCGUACUAUAAAGUAUCAUUCUCGAGUCAAAGGUUAGCAAAAGAGGUUCUUACAAACUCAAUCUUUAAUUGUUCCAGGGUAUAUUGAGCAGAUUUAAUUAUCAAAAGCAACAAAUGUUUGCAUUCGGUGCACAUGCGUAACUCCUCAUCACAAUUUCCUGUCGAUAAACAAUGUGUAGUAACAAUCCCAAAAACAUGAGCAUUUGUGAUAAAUCGUAAUACCUUUACAUCCAAAUUUUUACAGUUUUCCGUAUAACAUUCAGUACUUGUCAAUCUACAAAGAUUUUCAUUAGUAGAAAAUCUGCAAAAAAUCGUGCACAUGGACUGCAACCUUAUAAUAUAUAUAUAUACGUAUUACCCUUGGUAAUUUAUCCUGUAAAUAAAAGGGGGUAUUUAUUUAGAUCUGAGAUGUCCAAAAGAAAUAUGUUGAUCAAUACCCUUCCAAUAAUACAGUUUAGUGGUGUGUUGAGGUAUAAUAUUGAAUGUUGCUGCCUAAGCUAGUGACGAAACAGCUUGGAUCAACCACUCUUUAAAUUUAAGUAAUUUUCAUCUUCAGUUGAUUAGAUGAAACGCCAUUGCGAGUUGUACACAGAUCCUUCUGAUAAGCCAAGUUUCACUUGAAAAAACAAUACUAGGUCAAUAAAUAAGUGAGCUUCACAAGUUUAUAAAAUCAGAGACUGGUUAUCUGAGUGAUUAUUUGGCGCAUCAAAAAUUCUGUUGUCAUCUGAUCAAAGAGUGUUUUGUAAGCAAUAUUAGAAAUUAAUUCUUACAUGAUUAUAGUUUAAGGGACUAACUGAUUACGAUAAUAAAACAUUGUUAUUGCAGACUUGACUCAACGCACCUUAAUUAUUACAGAUAUAUACCUUUUUCAUAGGCAAUGGAUAAUUUUUGUCAAAUCUUAAAAUAAAAUAUGGCUUAGUUGUUGCAGAUAUAUUCCCCUUGAGUCAUUUAUGUAGUUUAUAAAAUAUACAACUUAGGCAUUGUUUAGGGAGAUUUCGGGUCGUACGGUGGUGUUCAAUUCCGUUGAAAUAGGUUUUUGAAAGGUGAGCAAACCAUGAAAUGUCAUGUUUCUCAUUAUUCUCAUGAAAAUGACCUUAAUUAGGUAACAAUUAUUUGUUUAAAGAAUCGAGAUCGGGACCUUUACUGUCAGGCGCGAAUCUUCUGUUGGGCCUUAAUUCGACUGUACCUUUUUUUGAACGUCACCUGUAAAGUACGAAAAGUCUGAAAAGCGCGGGCUUUUUUUUUUCUGCUAACUUCUGCUUCAUUUAUUCUUCACCAUACUUCAAUGUACCUUCCAUACUUCACCUUCCGACAACUAAGCCAUACCCAAUUGCGAGGUUGGCCAUGCUCAUUUUCUCUACCUUCAACAUGGCAUUAGAGAAUGAAAUUAUUCAAUUAUUAUGCCAAGAAAGUUUGUAUCUGAAACAAAGCAUGUAGAAGUAUCUUGCCUUUUCUGAAAUAGGGGGUGGGGAUACAAAGAAUGUUUAUAUAAGAUAUUAAAAUAUACCAAUUGCUACUUCACUUGAUAAUAAAUUUAAUUUUACAAUGUUUCUCAUCCCGAUUAUUAUCAUGGUUUGUAGAUGCAGUAACAGAUAGUAUAGUACUAUUCGGUAUUUUUUAAACUACCAAAGUUUAGCCGUGAUUGUUUAAGUUUGCGAGCAAUCUUUUAUUAAUACAGUCUGUCUGAUCUCAGGUUUUCGUAUAUUUUUGUAAUUGGUGAAAACGUUAAUUCUCAUUAUUUUUAUCUCACGUAAGUAUUACACUAGAGAAGGGCAAGAUAGCUUUAUGAUACAAAUACAUGCAAUUACACGUAAAUGAGCCAAUCCAUGAAUCUUCAGCCAGCUUUCUAGGGUAAAGAUUUCGAUUUAGCCGACAUUUGGUUACGUUGUAUGUGGUCAUCCAUAGUCAUCGGUAACCGGGAAAUGUGAGGGAAUUUCAAUCUUGGCCAGAGAAAAAGAGAUGACCAAACAUCUGAUAAAUGGCUGGAAAGAAAAUUAAAAAAUUCUCAUGGUAUUAUUGAAAAAAAAAAAAAUUUGGGGCAACCAGACACGACAGAAGUGAAGCAUACAAUUUCCUAAUCAACUUACAUUGAAAUGAAGAAUUGGAGGUAUUUCAAUUGGUGAUUCGAAGCACUAAUGAAGGCAAUAACAACUUUGGUCAGGGAAAAGUGUGAGAAUUUUUUUUUCCUAAAAAUGUGACCACCAUGAGUGUACACUGAGAUAUGAAAACUUUUCGGAUCUUAGGUCCCCAAGCCUCAGCGUUUACGAAAGACACGUUGGUCAAUUUUAUUUAUUUUUUCGAACUAGACCGUUGUCUUCGAAUUUUUAGUCCUUCCUGUCGUCUGAAAUAUAAUGAACUCAUUUUUGUGUGAAAAAAGCAGAUUUUUUCGUAUCCAAGAUUUAUUUUAAGGUGGAUCAUCCGAAAGGGCCAAAAAUUUAGAUUUAUUUGAGAUGUUGGUAAUUGUGUACCGAUAUACUCCAAAGUGUGUACUUUCUCACACGAAAAAAUUAAAACAAAAAUUGUUGAUGAAAAAAAAUGUGAAUUCCGUAAAUUCAAGAUCUCUUCCUAUUUUCAUCCCACUGUCAAAAGUUCAAGUUAAUCAAAAGUUUUAGGAUGUUCUUAAAUAUGUCUACUUUCUGGAACAAACAAAUUAAAAUAAUUUAUUUUUCUAACCUUUGCAUAUGCAGGACACAAUAUGUGAAAAAACGUCUUAUUUCGUAUUUCUUGAGAAUCAUCUAAAAAUAGAUUUCAGAUUCGUAAAGAUCAAACUUUUUGAUACACAAAAUACAUUACGUCAUAUCUUUUGCAAUGAAAGGAAGUGCUAAAACUCGAGAACAAAGCUUCAAUUUAAAACUGGUAAAUUUGAUGAACAUAUUUCCCGUAAACGGUAGGCCAAUAUACCAAAAAAUUGGAGGAUUUUUAUAUAAUAUACUAGAAGAUAUUCAAGUUACAGAAAAAUUUGAAUUUUGAGCUCAGAAAGCUAGCCAGAGGUUCAUGGAUCGGUCUAAAUAUAAUUACUCAAGAUCCGGUCUCCCUAUUCUGGACUUGAAAAUAUAUAUUUAUACAUGUAUAAAUGAUUCAAAACAACUAGAAUAUGUUUAUGUAAUAUGCGACUGAACCUCACGUUAAUCAAGUCCCUAUAACAAUAAUUACUUUAUUAAUAUGUAGUUGUAAAGGAGGUUUUCGAACUUGUCACACUCAAUGUUCAUUAUCACAAUUGACGCCUGAUAAAUUCCACUUUUUUCGAUUCGAAUUUUACUCUCUCUAAAAUUCCCACUGGCGUUUGGAAACCUGUAGAAGCAUAACUUGUCUCCUACCAUUACUCUCUGUAACACUUGAGACUAUUGGAACUAGUUUCCACUUAUCUUCCACAAGUCUAAAGAAUUUGUAGGGAGUUUAUUGUAACCUUAACCCGUAGUAACCACACCUCCAUUGAGGAUACAUACCAACCACUAGUAUGAUUUAGGAUUUUGCAUUUUCAGAGUACUACAACUCGUACAGAUAAUCCAAAAGUAUUCAAUAAUCAAUAUUUCUUGGAAUAAAAAUUCCCCAAAAAUCCAAUACGAAAUCUCAAAUACAAAAAAAUAAUAUUGUUGUAGUGAAAAUGCGUCGAAAUCUAAUCGAACAGGUUCAAAAAUCAUUUUUUGGCUGAAAUGUACUCGACGAAAAUAAUAUUUUAUAAACAUUACAGACCAUCGAAGAUUUUUAAGUGUGUUUGAACAUAGCUACCCUAUAUUUUUUGAAAGGUAAAGAAAUCAGUACAUGGUUUAUUUGUGAUGACAAAACAUGUUUCUUUAUUUUUUUCUUUUUGUAGAAAAUAUUACAAAAAUUGAAAUGUUUCUGUUCGCUUGUAGGUAUACCUUAAUUUACAUCAUCAGCGCACUCGAUGCAAAGUCCGCAUCUGUGGCUGUCAGAAAUGCGACCUGAUUUCGACUAACAAAGUAGAAAUUAUAAAAAUUUGCAUAUUUUCGUGCUAGAAACUAAAAAUUAUGUUCAAAUACUUACAUUCAACAUUUUUUCCGUAAAAAAAUACGACAUUUUUGUUUUCAUCGCGCGCCUACUUUUCAAACGUCCGAUUUUAAAACGAAUGACACCAAGACAUUGCGCAGGUGUCUGUCCAGCCCAGGGUGAUAACAUAUUUGUCAUGAUGGGGAGAGAUCUUUAUGGAAAGCCGUUAAAAAGAGCCACGAACAAGAAAUUUUAGGUAAUGCGAAUUUGCACUGGUGUAGUUACUACGGGUUUAAAACUUCUCAGUCGGUGAAAAAAGUUUAGUUUACAAAAUGAAAUUGGAACCAUAAGUCGAACACAACACUGUCAGAAUCUUCAAAAAAUCGCCAUCAACUGUUUACCGUAAUGGAAAGUUUAUACAAAUAAAAAUUUGUGAUAUUUAGAAAAGUGUUCUGCAAGUAAGCACACUUUGAAAUUAUCGUGCCGCAAUUGAAGCAAGACCUCUUAUACACAUAGAAUACUAUAUUUAAAACUACAUCAUUUCUAAACGUGCUUCCUAAAUUCGUUGAAACGGUUGAAAUGAUUCUAUGAUACUGAUAUUUUGUACACAUUUUCCGUUCAAUUUUCUUUGCGAAAUAUUAAAACAAUCACAGAAAACAGAUAUUAAUUUCACACCAUUUUACUUUUGAGCUCAAUUACUUGAAUUAUACAGCCAGAUUUAUUCCUAAAAUGAUCUGCAAGGAGUGAACUGUUUUAAUAUGCUAACGUUACAUGAUAAAAUAAUCAUGCCUACAAUUUCUUAUGUACUUUACCAAGUUUUUCACUCACACGCAGUUCGGGAACACCCUAUUUGGGCUGAUCAAUAAAUAGACAUUGUCUUAGGUCUGUCUAAUUGAUCGAUAUUAUGUAUCCGUAUGAAGUAGAAAGUUAAGCUAUUCGUAAAUAAACUUACCGAUUUUCUA
Molecule: messenger RNA, 6928 nt
Organism: Neodiprion virginianus
Lineage: Eukaryota; Metazoa; Arthropoda; Insecta; Hymenoptera; Diprionidae
Exons: 1
Coding region: 543-1718 (391 amino acids)
Cellular component (GO): cytoplasm; nucleus
Source: RefSeq, a predicted model, not a curated record